AUGAGCCGAAUCCUAACGGACGAUGGAAUCUGUUACAAUUUCAACUUGCUGGAUUUCAAAGAGCUGUUUCGUAAAGAGCAGCUUUCUGAUGCCUACCGGUUUAUGGAAUGGAACAAUCCGAAAUCCGAAUGGAAUAGAGAAGAAGGAUACGAUAGCGAUAGGUUGGAAAGCUACCCUCGUAGAAUUUCCGGUUCUGGUACCAAGUUCAAUCUAUAUCUGCUGUUGCAGAGAAAUCGCACAGACGAAGCGGCUAUGUGUCAGGGAACUCGAAAUGGGUUCAAAGUUGCCUUUCACUUGGCUGACGAACUGCCCGUGGUCCAUGAGCAGUUCAAUCGAGUUUCCUUGAAUCAGAUCGUAAGCCUUGCCAUCACUCCACAGCUAAGCCAUUCAACGCCAAAGUUGAAAGAGUUUUCUUCAAGACAAAGACGGUGCUUCUAUAAUAGUGAACGCUAUUUGAGGUUUUUCAGGGUUUACAACCUGAACAACUGCCUAAUCGAGUGUUUGGUAAACGCGACCUUCAAGCGAUGCGGUUGUUCUCCAUUUUUCCUGCCCCAUGGACCGGAAAUGCCGGCUUGCAACUUUUCCCAGCAAGGUUGCUAUAAAAGAGUAGCCGAGGGUGCUUACACCUCGCAGGAGUCAACGCGCAGUUGCCGAUGUGUUCCGGCUUGUGCAGGGGUAGAUUACAAGGUCGAACAGAAUCAAGUUCCCACCAGUCAUCGGUUCAACGCGUUUGCCAAAAAGUGGCACUUUCAAAAUCAAUCAAGUUUCAGCUACGACACAACAAUUUUGUCGAUAAGUUUGAAAGCGCGCAAUGUGGUAGUCAAUAUUCAACGAGAGCGGCUAAGUAAAGAGGAUAUUGUAGGGAAAUUUGGAGGACUAUUUGCUCUGUUCCUUGGUGCAAGUUUGAUGACAGGGGUCGAAAUAUUUUAUUACUGCCUUAUAAGACCGCUGAGAAUCUUUUUCGGAACAAAUCCAACGGGCGUUCCUAUUCGUAUGGUUCAACCGAUAAGUAACUAA
Molecule: messenger RNA, 1017 nt
Organism: Uranotaenia lowii
Lineage: Eukaryota; Metazoa; Arthropoda; Insecta; Diptera; Culicidae
Product: pickpocket protein 28-like
Exons: 4
Coding region: 1-1017 (338 amino acids)
Biological process (GO): sodium ion transmembrane transport
Cellular component (GO): membrane
Molecular function (GO): ligand-gated sodium channel activity
Source: RefSeq, a predicted model, not a curated record